Opisthocomus hoazin is the source of this 1344-nucleotide messenger RNA. NCBI's taxonomy places the organism in Eukaryota, Metazoa, Chordata, Aves, Opisthocomiformes, Opisthocomidae. The record is from RefSeq and is a predicted model, not a curated record.
AUGGCCUCUUUUGCCCUUUCUCAUUGCAGAAAAUUUGAAUUUAACCCCAAAGAUGGGAUCGACAACCCUGCCUUGUCACUGGCUGAGGACACAGGUAAAUACCCCUAUCUCACCAGGGCAUCCCUGUGUCAGCACAGGCUGGCCUGCCGAGGCCACAUCAUCCGGCAGGUUGAGCUAGGGGGGCUGGCGCAGCGCAGGGGGCUACAGGAUGGGGACCGGCUCCUCCAGGUCAAUGGCCACUUCGUGGACCACAUGGACCACUGCAGGGUGGUGCAGAAGAUCAAGGCCAGCGGGAACCAGGUCUUACUGGCAGUGCUAGACGGCGACUCCUACGAAGCAGCCAAAGCCCUGGGCAGGGACCUGUCCCAGAUGCUGCCGAGUGACAUCCGCCCACGCCUCUGCCACAUCACGCGGGACAAAAGCGGUUUUGGAUUCAGUGUGUCGGGUCCGGAAGGCAUGAAGGGCAUCUUCCAGCUGUCGGUGCAGCAGGACGGGCCAGCCGAGAAAGCAGGGGUGCCUCCAGGCUCCUGGCUCCUAGAGCUGAACGGGGCCAGCGUGAGGAGCUACUCGCACAUGCAGCUUACCAGAAAGGUACAUGCUGCUGGUGUGGGUGGGUGGUGGACUGGCAACGUCACUGAGCACCCUGCAUUUCCCAUCCAGCUUAAGCAGAGCGGCAGCAAGGUGACGCUGCUGGUGGCAUCCAGUGCCGUGGAGGAGUUUUACAGCCUGCGGGGCAUGCAGGUCACGGCUGUCUUGGCAGACACCUCCUGGCUCCCCUUCAAGGUCCGGGAGCUGCACAUGGUGAAGGGUCCAGCUGGCUACGGGUUUCUGCUCAAGGAGGAUGACUGCAGCUCAGGUGCCACAGGCCAGUUCCUGUGGGAAGUGGAUGCAGGGCUGCCAGCUGAGCAGGCAGGGAUGAAGGAAGGGGACCGUCUCCUGGCUGUGAAUGGUGAGAGCAUCGAGGGGCUGGACCAUCAGCAAACAGUGCUCAAGAUCCGUGCCCAUGAUGACCGGGUAACGCUGCUGGUCAUCGACCCUGCUGGCGAUGAGUUCUACCAGUCGAUCGGGCUGUCCCCUCUGCUGUUCUUUGAGGACAGUGACUCUGCCUCAGGCUCCCACACGCCCUCCCUGCCCUCUCCCAGUGGCUCCCCUGGACUCUGUCACACUGAGGUGGGGCGAAAGGGACCUGGCUUCUGGCUGGUGGCUGCUGCCAACAGUAUAGGGAUCACACAGAGCCCGCGCCAGGAGGAGUGGAGGAGGCUGCACCAGGCAUUCUACUGCUGUGUCUCCAUGCCUGCGAUGGGGCUUGCAGCAUCACACCUGCCAGAGACUCAUCUCCACUGA